AUGGCGGAGAGGAAAGCGGAGGCCAUUUUCCUCCAUGGUAAGAGAGCCAAGCCACCACAAGCCCAGAUCAGAGUAGGAACGCUCAGGGUUCCGAUAGAGGCCCAGAUGAAAUAUCUGGGCCUCAUCCUGGACAGCACUUGGUGCUUCAAGGAACAUAUAGGUCGCCUGGUCCCCCGACUCAAGUCAAUCUCGGCGAGAUUGGGCAGACUUAUGCCCAACAUCGGGGGACCGGGGCAGAAGGCCCGUCGCCUCCAUGUGGGAGUGUUAAACUCGGUCGCGCUUUAUGGAGCGCCAGUAUGGGCCGAGGCCCUGGCCGUCAACCGACAAAUGCGCGCACAGUUGCGCAAAGCGCAUAGAGUGGCGGUCAGGGUCAUCAGAGGGUAUAAAACUAUAUCCCACGUGGCGGCGACAGCUCUGGCGAGCAUGCCCCCUGGAGCUCCAGGCAUUAAUGUAUAA
Molecule: messenger RNA, 456 nt
Organism: Harpegnathos saltator (Jerdon's jumping ant)
Lineage: Eukaryota; Metazoa; Arthropoda; Insecta; Hymenoptera; Formicidae
Exons: 1
Coding region: 1-456 (151 amino acids)
Source: RefSeq, a predicted model, not a curated record